UUCUAUAUAUUUUUGUUUCUUUAUGAUCAUUGAUCAUACACAUUCUAUAAUGUUUUAUUGCUCGCAAAGCACGUGGUACGAAUAACCAUGGUUAUGUCGACAGAUUAUUUAGAAGAAUUAGAUGAUACAGAAAAAGAUGUAUCAGAAUCUCAUUCGAAACUUCUUGAAGCUGUGUCACAGCUUGAUAAAGGUCAAAGAGUGAAAAAGGCAGAACGAAGCGAACCUACAUUGGAAGUAUCAGAGUUUCAUCUGGUAAAAAGUGGAAUAUGUGAUCGAGAUGCAGUUCAUGUACAUGAUUUAGCCAAAACAUUGGGACAGAAAAGUCAUCAUCAUGAAAUUACUAAAAAUUUACAAGCUAUAAAAAGAAAGAUUCAAGUUUUACCAAAACCUUUGGAGAAACCAGCAGCAGAUAGAAUAAAGAGAAUAGUUGGCUUUAAAAACACGAAACAAGAAUUAAAAAAAUGGAAUGCUAUAAUAACAAAAAACAGAACAGCAGAAUCACUUCAUUUUCCAUUGAAACAGUCAUCCAUAAAAUUGGAUUCAUCUACAGAAUUUGUUAAAAGAUUUAGACUUCAAUCAGAUUUAGAGAAAGAACUUGCUGCACUAGAGCCACAGAAAGAUAAUAUUGAAGAAAAGAGCGACGAAUUCUCUUUAACAUUGAAGGAAAUUAUUAUGAAAAGAAAAGAAGCUGCCAGAAUCAGAGCACAGCAGUCUUAUAGAGAAGCAAAGGCUCAUCGUCAAAAUAAAAUUAAAAGUAAAAAAUUUCAUCGUGUUCAAAGAAAAGAGAAAAUAAAAUUGCAAUUGAAAGAGUUUGAGGAAUUACAAAAAACUAAUCCAGAAGCUGCAUUGGAGAAACUUGACCAAUUAGAUAAGACCAGAGCUGAAGAGCGAAUGACAUUAAGGCAUAAAAAUACAGGAAGAUGGGCCAAAUCUAAACAAAUUAGAGCAAAAUAUGAUAAAGAAACUCGAAAAGAACUUGCACAACAAUUAUCAGUUGGACGAGAAUUAACUCAGAAAUUUAAAAAAUCGAAUGAUAGUGAAGAAGAAGAUGUAGGCGAUGAUACGCCUAUGCAGUUUUUAACUAGUGAUAAAGAAAAUCCUUGGAUAGGGAAUGUCAAAACUGAAUCAGAAAUUGACCAAUUUGUCAAAAGUUAUCGUAAAUAUUGGGAUGAUCAAAAUAAAAAGUUAGAAGGCCAAAAUAUAAAUUCUAAAAUUACAACUGAAAAUAAAAAAAUAAAUAAUCCAUUAAAGGAUACGCAACCUAGUAUUUUAAAUGGUACAGAUGCUCAUGUUAAUACAAACUCUUUUGAAAUCCAAAAUAAUGAAAAAAUACAAGAAGCUAAAAAUUUGAACAAGCCUACAAUUUCAUUAAUGGAUUCUAGUUCAAGAGAUAAUAAUACUACAAAUAAUAGGCAACCUCUUGAAACUAAGAGUCGCAAGGAAUAUUUGACAAAAGUUAAUGUUAAAAAUGUAAAGAAUAAGUCCAUAAAUAACAUUACAGCUACUUCCAGUUGGAAGGUAGAAUCCAUAGAAAAUAUUAAUACAGAAAAUUUCAAAAAUUCUAAUGUAUCAAAUAGCGAAAAAAUAAAUAAACUAUUUGAUUUUAUGGAAGAAAAGAUUCAAGAUCAAAUUAAAUUUAAACUUGAACGUAUUACCCAGAACUACGAAGAAAUAAAAACUAACAAAAAAAGAAAGUCUAAAAACAUUAAAUUUAAAGAUGAUAAUUUUGAUGGCCUUGAAAUUCAAGCGAAAAAACAAAAGCCUAUUUUAGAUUUAAGUUUAAAUGAAAGUGCCUGCAAAAAUAAUUUGGAAGUGAAUACCGAAUUAGAAAAAAUUAAACAAAUAAAGCAACAUAACACUUCAUUUGUAGAUAAUAGAUCAAAUGCUAAGGUGGAAAUAGAUCCAAAUAAAUAUAUAAACAUAAAACCUAAGCAUUUAAAUACAGAUCUUCCGAUUGAUAUCACUGGCGGUGAUGAUGUAUUAGAUGACAGUGAAGAUGAGGAGAAAAGGCGUAAUGUAGUAAGCGAAGCAUUUGCAGAUGAUGAUGUCGUAGAAGAAUUUAGAAAAGAAAAAGAGGAAGAGGUGAAAAAGGCUCAACCUAAGGAUAUCGAUUUAACUUUACCUGGAUGGGGUAAUUGGGGUGGAAAAAAUAUUAAAGUUUCAAAACGUAAGAAAAGACGUUUUAUUUUAAAGAUGCCUAAAGAUUUACCCCGAAGAGACGAAAAUAAGGGUGACGUAAUAAUAUUCGAAGAAGAUAAUCCCAAAAUAAAGGAACAUCAGGUUAACGAGCUGCCAUAUCCAUUUUCAAGCGUUAAAGAUUAUGAAGCCAGCAUUAGAAUGCCAAUUGGAAGAAAUUUUGUAUCUGAAAAUUCUCAUAGAAAAUUAAUUGAACCCUCUGUUAAAACACAUAUGGGGAAGGUUAUUGAACCAAUGAAUGAAGACAUUUUGGUUAAAAAAAAUGAUAAAGAAAAUCGAAAAUUUAUUCCCAAAAGAAUAAAUAAAAAGCAGAAGAUAAAGCGAAUAAAAACGAUAGAACGAAUAAAAACAAAUAAACAAGCAAUAAAAUAAAUUAGGAAAUG
This is a messenger RNA of Frieseomelitta varia, 2579 nucleotides long. RefSeq names its product U3 small nucleolar RNA-associated protein 14 homolog C. The coding region runs from base 88 to 2568 and encodes 826 amino acids. NCBI's taxonomy places the organism in Eukaryota, Metazoa, Arthropoda, Insecta, Hymenoptera, Apidae. Gene Ontology annotation, biological process: rRNA processing. The record is from RefSeq and is a predicted model, not a curated record. Gene Ontology annotation, cellular component: small-subunit processome; nucleolus. The transcript has 8 exons.